CGAGACGCGCUCGGGGCACAUAUAAGGUGCGCGCGGCCACUGCACCGCCACAAGCUUCGCCGCCGCGAGCUCGACGAUGACUCCUCACGCGCCCAGCACCGUAGCCACGAGGAAACAGGCUCUCGAGCUGAGAAAGACUCUGAAGCCGCUGGUGGAGAAGAGAAGGCGCGCGCGCAUCAAUGACAGCCUGCUCCAGCUGAAGACCCUCAUCCUCCCUCUGGUGGGAAAAGAGAAAUGCCGCUACUCGAAGCUGGAGAAAGCUGACAUACUCGAAAUGACCGUCAGGUUCCUGACUGACAUCCCAGCCACUCCGACAAAAGGUUCUACAGACAGCUACAGAGAAGGCUAUACAGCGUGUCUGCAGCGAGUCUCGGCGCUGCUCCCUCACACCGGCCUGGACCGGGAAGCAGGUCUCCGGGUGAAUGAGUUCAUGCAGCGGGCGAUGCUCUCCGGCAGCCCGGCGUGCCAGCACUGCUGCGGCCGCAGCGCCUCUGUAGCCCCGCAGACCCAGCAGCGCCUCCGCAACCUCCAAGCUGCUAACGCCCCCAGGAGCGAAAUCCGGGCGAGCGUCAGUGCGCCGGUCUCUGGCGCCCCCGUGUGGAGACCCUGGUAGUUGCAUCAAAACUUGGACUCUUUCCUUUCUGAAACAACAAAAAAAAUGUACAUAGUCGCUGGUA
Molecule: messenger RNA, 677 nt
Organism: Pygocentrus nattereri (red-bellied piranha)
Lineage: Eukaryota; Metazoa; Chordata; Actinopteri; Characiformes; Serrasalmidae
Gene: hes2.2
Product: hes family bHLH transcription factor 2, tandem duplicate 2
Exons: 3
Coding region: 77-613 (178 amino acids)
Biological process (GO): regulation of neurogenesis; regulation of transcription by RNA polymerase II; anterior/posterior pattern specification
Cellular component (GO): nucleus
Molecular function (GO): DNA-binding transcription factor activity, RNA polymerase II-specific; protein dimerization activity; RNA polymerase II cis-regulatory region sequence-specific DNA binding
Source: RefSeq, a predicted model, not a curated record